AGUUUGCAGCUGGUCUCCAGUGGCUGUCAGGGUUGGAGAGAAUGUUCUAAUCCGUCACCAUUGUACCAAUUGUCUAUAAAAAUUAAUGUGCAAGUGAAGCUCUGCCUUCAAAUGGGGGCAAAUCAAAUUCCAAUUUCCAAUUAAUCAGCACAAAGACAGACAUGAAUGACUCUGAAGAUUUCAAGGAGAGUCACAGCAGAAGCAAAGACCAAACAGAUGGAACAAAAAUGAGUCUAGGCAAAGAAGAGAAAGGAGUUAAAGUAACUAAGAAGUUUAUACCUCUGAUGGGUCAAAGCUGCAGAGGAGGAGAUCCAUCUCCUGACCAAUGUUUGACCAGCUCUGAAAUGCCGUCAGCGCCUCUUCUAGUUUCUGCAUCUGGCCCUCAAGAUGAAGAUCUGCGACUGGAGGAACGUCCACAAAGGGAGGACUGGAUGAAGGACGAAUCAUCCCAGACUAAGGUGUCGUUUGGUGGACUGGGUGUCCACCAGCAGACCAUGGAGGAGCUGAAGAGCAUCCUGAGGGACAGUCAUCUGCUCAGCGUGCGAGGGAGAGAGGAGGAGAAGCCAGGAAGUCCGUUUACGUACCUCCAUGGGAGCAGCAGCGGCGGUGUAGGACGCGAGAGACGGGGGGACGAUGACAACCCUCACAGGACGUUCAGCACCUUCAAACCUCAGUCUGAUGCUUCCAGAAGGGGGGGCAGCUCCAGAGAAAGUACGCCUAUUCAUCUGCCCCCCGCUGUGGAUGCAUCCAGCUCAAUCAGGUCUGCUGCUAAAACAAAUAGGCAGCCUGGAGUCAGGAUCUACACACAUUCAAGCAGCAGAGCCUGGGGGGAGACGGGAGAUUCAGAUAACGACAACAAAGCUGUUGAAUUCUCCAGCAACUUGAGGUUUUUCUCAGCCAUGGAACAAAUCAAGCAGCAGAUCGCCAGAGAAAACAUCAACUUCGUCCGUUUUGAGGCCACCGACCUCCACGGAGUGUCGCGGUCCAAGACGGUGCCCGUCCGCUUCUUCCAUGAGAAAGCAAUAUAUGGGGUUCCCAUGCCAAGAAGCUAUUUGGAGCUGACCCUGAGCCCGAAGAGCAACGAAGUGGACCACGCCAACACCGCCAGCUUCAGCAGUGAUGUUCUUCUGAUCCCUGACCUUUCAACUUUCAGAGUCCUGCCUUGGGCUGAGCAGACAGCGCGGGUCAUAUGUGAUCCAUGCACCAUAACAGGAAGCCCCCUCCGCACCUCGCCUCGCCUUAUAGCGAAGCAGCUGCUCGGUCAGCUCCAGAGCCUGGGAUUCUCCCUGCACUCAUCCUUUACCUACGAGUGCUGUGUUCUGGGAGCGCCGGACAGAAUCGGACCAAAGACGCUCCUGUUCCCUGCCACCACGCUGCUGAGCAACCACGACCUCCCGUUCUUCCAGCAACUGGUCGACAGCAUGUACUGCAUGGGCGCAGACAUCGACAGCAUCGCCUCUGCUAGUGGACCCGGCCAGAUGGAGAUCAAUUUGAGGCCGGAGUUUGGGAUCGCGGCUGCAGACAGCGCCUUUACCUUCCGCACUGGCAUUAAAGAAAUGGCUCGUAAGCACAGCUACAUCGCCAGCUUUUUUACCGAUGACGGUCUGUAUAACGCCGGUGUGCUCUCCCAUAGCCUAUGGGACGCUAAUGGGCGGCGCAGUCUCUUCCAGAGUGGCGAAAAGGAAGUAGAUCUGUCUGAGAUUGGUAGAAAAUGGCUGGCGGGACUUCUCACCCACUCUGCAGCGCUCAGCUGCCUGAUGUCACCCGGACUGGGCUGCCGGAGCCACAUCGCCAAAACCAUCAAAGACCCCAAGCGAGUUCUGUAUGCCACCUGUGGCUGCAAUGACAACAGCAGUUCCUUUAAUAUCAAAUGUCACGGCGGGAGGGAGACGCACAUCGACAACAAGCUAGGCUCAGCUAUGGCGAACCCUUACAUUGUCCUGGCUGCUACGACGGCCGCAGGACUGGACGGCAUCAGGAGAAACCUGAACAUUGAGAACAUUCUGAACAAAACCCCCGGCCAGCAGAGGGAGUUCGCCAUUCCGGUGAAGCUGGACAAUGCGCUGGAGGCGUUGGCGGAGGAUCACGUCAUCUGCAGCGCCCUCGGAGAGCCGUUUGUUCAAUACUUCAUUGCCAUGAAGAAGUUUGAGAUCGAGACCCAAGAGCUGGACGACGAGAGGAACAAGUGCCUUGAGUAUUUCAUUUGAACUUAUUUGUGGUGUCCUCGCUCAUAAUUUUACAAAUGAAACAGUUUCUCUCGUCAAGCAAGACAAAGUUUUCCUCACAUAUAUUAUUAAAAACGAAUUAAAGUGAAUUCUGAAGUCAA
Messenger RNA from Poecilia latipinna (sailfin molly), 2326 nucleotides. RefSeq names its product lengsin, lens protein with glutamine synthetase domain (gene lgsn). The transcript has 4 exons. Lineage: Eukaryota; Metazoa; Chordata; Actinopteri; Cyprinodontiformes; Poeciliidae. Bases 162 to 2207 code for a protein of 681 amino acids. The record is from RefSeq and is a predicted model, not a curated record. Gene Ontology annotation, biological process: lens morphogenesis in camera-type eye. Gene Ontology annotation, cellular component: membrane; cytoplasm. Gene Ontology annotation, molecular function: glutamine synthetase activity.